AUGCACCCACAGCGUCCGCUGCCCCAGGCCAUGCCCUCCUCACUGGGCCAAAACCUGAGAGAUGCAGCUCUGAGGAUGGGCCAUGGCAAGAACCUGCUGGGAGGAAAUGUGGCCUAUGGAGUUAUCCAGUCUCUUAAAGAGUGCCUCUACUUUCUGCUCUGCUGCUGGUGCAUCAAAGAGAUCCUGGACUAAGAAAAAGAUGUGUUGACGCUUCGGCCUGAAUCCAGAUCUCUUCACACAUGCAUAAACACUCAUGCCUCACAAAUAUUAGAGGUUGCUGUAGCAAUGUACUUUAAAGUAGCGCAUCACACAGGCUUCAUAUGAGGAAUAUAGACCACGUCCCUGUCAACAUGCUGGUGAUAUUCAAACAUGUUUUAAAUGACACUGUUUGAGAAAAUUGUACAAUAAACAAAAAAAAAAAAAAACA
This is a messenger RNA of Cyprinus carpio (common carp), 427 nucleotides long. RefSeq names its product lens epithelial protein (gene lenep). The record is from RefSeq and is a predicted model, not a curated record. The transcript is spliced from 2 exons. Bases 1 to 192 code for a protein of 63 amino acids. Gene Ontology annotation, biological process: multicellular organism development. Lineage: Eukaryota; Metazoa; Chordata; Actinopteri; Cypriniformes; Cyprinidae.